Molecule: messenger RNA, 1564 nt
Organism: Durotheca rogersii
Lineage: Eukaryota; Fungi; Ascomycota; Sordariomycetes; Xylariales; Xylariaceae
Product: translation elongation factor Tu
Exons: 2
Coding region: 98-1438 (446 amino acids)
Biological process (GO): mitochondrial translational elongation
Cellular component (GO): mitochondrion
Molecular function (GO): GTP binding; GTPase activity; translation elongation factor activity
Source: RefSeq, a predicted model, not a curated record
GGAUCACUGUGACCCUCACUACCCCCCCCACCACAUAGUCCGCUUCUGCCUUCCUCUGUUGAUCCUCAUCCUUGGUCGCGGGCCACCCUUCGCCAAGAUGUCCGCGUCUUUGCGAACGAUUCGGCCCUUCCUGCGGGCCUCUCGGCACUCUCUCCGAUCCGGCAGCGCUGCCAACCCGCUGCGGUUCGCAGUGCGGCAGCAGAAUGUGGCUGCCGCCCUCAAUAUCACCCGCUCGUACGCCGCUGUAUUCGAGAGAACGAAACCGCAUGUGAACAUUGGCACUAUCGGCCACGUCGAUCACGGCAAGACGACACUAUCCGCCGCUAUAACGAAACGUCAAGCAGAAAAGGGAUUGGCGAGUUACCUUGAGUAUGGUGCUAUCGACAAGGCCCCCGAAGAGAGGAAGCGUGGUAUCACGAUCUCCACAGCGCAUAUCGAAUACUCGACCGACGCGCGCCACUACUCCCACGUCGACUGCCCCGGUCACGCCGAUUACAUCAAGAACAUGAUUACUGGCGCCGCCAGCAUGGACGGCGCUAUCAUCGUCGUAGCGGCUUCCGACGGCCAGAUGCCUCAGACGCGAGAGCAUCUCCUCCUCGCCCGACAGGUUGGUGUCCGCAAGAUCGUCGUCUUCGUCAACAAAAUCGAUGCCAUCGAUGACCCGGAAAUGUUGGAGCUGGUCGAGAUGGAGAUGCGCGAACUUCUGACCCAGUACGGCUUCGAAGGGGACGAGACGCCCGUGGUCUUGGGCUCGGCGCUGAUGGCGCUGGAGGGCAAGCGGGACGACAUCGGCGUUCAGAAGAUCGACGAGCUGUUGAAGGCCGUCGAUGAGUGGAUCCCUACGCCCCAGCGUGAUCUGGACAAGCCUUUCCUGAUGUCGGUCGAGGAUGUCUUCUCGAUCGCCGGUCGUGGAACUGUCGCCUCGGGCCGUGUCGAGCGCGGGACCUUGAAGAGGGACGCGGACGUAGAGCUGGUCGGAAAAGGUACCGAGGUCAUCAAGACCAAGGUCACCGAUAUCGAGACCUUCAAGAAGUCGUGUGAGGAAUCGGUGGCCGGCGACAACUCGGGCCUGCUUCUGCGAGGCGUCCGGCGAGAGGACGUUAGGCGAGGUAUGGUGAUUGUCAAGCCAGGCACGGUCAAGGCCUACACCAAGUUCCUGGUGUCGCUAUACGUCCUGUCGAAGGAAGAAGGCGGCCGACACACCCCCUUCUUCGAGAACUACCGACCGCAAAUCUACCUGCGCACCGCGGACGAGGCCUGCGCGCUCUAUUUCCCGGACGACGUCAAGGACAAGUCGAAGGCGGUCAUGCCCGGUGACAACGUCGAGAUGAUGGCCGUCCUACACAACCCCAUCGCCCUCGAGUCCGGCCAGCAGGUAAACGUCCGCGAAGGUGGCCGAACGGUCGCGACCGGCAUCAUCACCCAAGUCAUUUCGUAGAGCUGGCCGCGGAGCCGCGGAGGGUGGGGCGGAUCGUUGGUAGGACCGGCUUUUCGACGGCUGACUUUCUUUGCUCAUAGCCGGACACGGAGGGUAAAGCGGCGUUCUCCUCUGGUGCAUCAGGGA